Cercocebus atys (sooty mangabey) is the source of this 1207-nucleotide messenger RNA. RefSeq names its product olfactory receptor 4K15. Gene Ontology annotation, biological process: G protein-coupled receptor signaling pathway. The transcript has a single exon. The coding region runs from base 70 to 1104 and encodes 344 amino acids. The record is from RefSeq and is a predicted model, not a curated record. NCBI's taxonomy places the organism in Eukaryota, Metazoa, Chordata, Mammalia, Primates, Cercopithecidae. Gene Ontology annotation, molecular function: olfactory receptor activity; G protein-coupled receptor activity. Gene Ontology annotation, cellular component: membrane.
CCCAGACACAUAAAUAGGAAUAGGAAUUGCAAUUCUGAAAAGUUUAAGUGUAACUGGAACAUCAAACCCAUGCUCACUUCAUUAACUGACCUCUGUUUCUCUCCUAUUCAGGUAACUGAAACUAAGUCCCUUCCAAAAUUAAUGAAUGAGACAAAUCAUUCUCGGGUGACAGAAUUUGUAUUGCUGGGACUGUCUAGUUCAAGAGAGCUCCAACCUUUCUUGUUUCUUAUAUUUUCACUAUUUUAUCUAGCAAUUCUGUUGGGCAACUUUCUCAUCAUCCUCACUGUGACCUCAGAUUCCCACCUUCACACCCCUAUGUACUUUCUGCUUGCAAACCUGUCAUUUAUAGACGUAUGUGUUGCCUCUUUUGCUACCCCUAAAAUGAUUGCAGACUCUCUGGUUGAGCGCAAGACUAUUUCUUUUGAUGCCUGCCUGGCCCAGAUUUUCUUUGUUCAUCUCUUCACUGGCAGUGAAAUGGUGCUCCUAGUUUCCAUGGCCUAUGACCGUUAUGUUGCUAUAUGCAAACCUCUCCACUACAUGACAAUCAUGAGCCGCCGCGUAUGUGUUGUGCUCGUCCUCAUUUCCUGGUUUGUGGGCUUCAUCCAUACUACCAGCCAGUUAGCAUUCACUGUUAACCUGCCAUUUUGUGGUCCUAAUAAGGUAGAUAGUUUUUUCUGUGACCUUCCUCUAGUGACCAAGUUAGCCUGCACAGACACUUACGUUGUCAGCCUACUAAUAGUUGCAGAUAGUGGCUUUCUCUCUCUGAAUUCCUUUCUCCUCUUGGUUGUCUCCUACACUGUAAUACUUGUUACAGUUAGGAAUCGCUCCUCUGCGAGCAUGGCGAAGGCCCGCUCCACAUUGACUGCUCACAUCACUGUGGUCACUUUAUUCUUUGGACCGUGCAUUUUCAUCUACGUGUGGCCCUUCAGCAGUUACUCAGUUGACAAAGUCCUUGCUGUAUUCUACACCAUCUUCACGCCUAUUUUAAACCCUGUAAUCUACACGCUAAGAAACAAAGAAGUGAAGGCAGCUAUGUCAAAACUGAAGAGUCGGUAUCUGAAGCCUGGUCAGGUUUUUGUAGUCAUAAGAAAUGCUCUUUCCUAGAAACAGAGUAAACUUAUGACACUGUUACCACUUUAGCCCUGUCUCUAUACACUUACAAGUGGAUUCACUGUAAUCUUAAAGCAAAUCAACUUGACCUAUGGGA